Molecule: messenger RNA, 941 nt
Organism: Bacillus rossius redtenbacheri
Lineage: Eukaryota; Metazoa; Arthropoda; Insecta; Phasmatodea; Bacillidae
Gene: l(3)neo43
Product: cytochrome c oxidase assembly protein COX16 homolog, mitochondrial
Exons: 3
Coding region: 115-423 (102 amino acids)
Biological process (GO): mitochondrial respiratory chain complex IV assembly
Cellular component (GO): mitochondrial inner membrane
Source: RefSeq, a predicted model, not a curated record
CUCAAUGCGGAGAACCGAUAACAAGUAUGAUUUGGAUCAAUGUCUAUGUUUUGAAAUUAUUAUGUGAGAAAUGACAAUACAGUUGUAGUAUUUUUUAAAGGAAAAAAUCGGAAAAUGACUAUGUGGAAAAGUUUAAUACAACUCAGUGAAUCAAAUUUUUUUCGUUACGGUUUGCCAUUCAUUGUGUUUGUUGUUGGAGGCUCUUUUGGACUUAAAGAAUUUGCUCAACUGAGGUAUGACUAUAGCAAAAGAGAGAAAAUUGAUCCUGAUGAACUUAGAGAGAAAUAUGGAAUCCAGAUGAAGAAAAGAGGUGAAGUCACUCUGGAGAGUGAGUACGAAAAACUGAAACAGCUGGAUAUCGACAACUGGUCAAACAUAAGGAUUUCUCGUCCCUGGGAAGAAUCGCCAGAAGAAAGCAAGUGAACAGUAUAAUAACUUUUUUUUUAGCAAAACUGUUUAUAAAAUAUUCUAUUGCACAAGCCAUUGUAAAAAUCCUGAUUCGCAUGUUACGAAAUUGUGCCUAGAAAAAUAGGAGAUAGCUAAAAGAUAGAAGAAAGCUAACUGAACUCAAGAAGUGAAAGGCUGGGGUGUGAAUCAUGAGUGUGUAUAGUGGAUGUAAGUGUAUUAAUAAAAUAAAUUAUUUGUGGUUAUUGUCGCAGUUAAGCUUCAGAUAAGAAUGUUAGCAUAACGAUCUAAUGAACAGACUAUUCUUAUUUAUAUUUUUAAAAUUUAUUUUGUGAAUGCUUAUUUGAUCACUGGCAUAGAUAGUAACAAAUCCAUAAAUUGAAAAUACCAUAGAAAUAACAUAAAAACAAGCUGAGUCAUAACAACCUGUAAAGCUUCUAAACUAAAAAAUAUUGCCUGGAUGUGUUGAUAUUUUUGUCAAGUUAUUAUCUUUUACAAUUUUUCUUUAUGAAAUUUUUAUGAAAUGAAAAUUGGUA